UUAUCGGCUACGAAGAAGGGGAGGAAAAGGCCACGGGCGUACCUUCUGGCCAGUGCGUUCCGAGAUUUCGCGGCGAGAGGACACCCGGACACCAGGUUUACACGGUACCCUUCGACAGAUUCGAACCCCCCCGCGGACGCGGUUCCACCUUUGUUCGUGUUUUUCGCCGGAUUGCUCGAGGAGGAGCGCGUGUUCCCAGGAACCGGCGCACACCGACGACUCUCGACAUGGCUUCGACGAUCAAGCUGGCGUUUGUCGCCUGCACUCUGCUCGUCUGCGUGGCUGCGGCGGAAUCGGAAGAAGGACAGGCUGGAAGAUCGCGAGUCACCGAUGAUCAGCUCAACUUGGCUCUGAGCGACCCGCGUUACCUGAGGAGACAGCUCAAAUGCGCCCUGGGAGAGGCGCCCUGCGACCCUGUCGGAAGACGUCUGAAAAGUUUAGCACCACUGGUUUUGAGAGGCUUCUGCCCGCAAUGUAGCCCCGAGGAAACACGACAGAUCAAGAAGGUCCUUUCACACAUUCAGCGAACCUACCCGAAGGAAUGGUCCAAGAUAGUGCAGCAGUAUGCCGGAGUCUCGUAAGACGAUGCACAAUGGCGACGAUCGGCCGGACGACGAUAAAAAGGGAUGAGGAACCGCGGACCAAGGAAAACGAGGAUCUGUUUAGAAUAGGCCUCUGGUAGAUCGUGCGUCUGGCAUCGACGUUACUUGUUACGAACGAGGGAUUAAAAAACGUCCUGCUCGUGCGUUCGAGGGGGCCUCGAGUCUUCGAUUCCGAUCCCCCUCGAACGCGUACACUCUCGUUCAGCAUUGUUAACCACUGUAAACAGUAUUUUAUACGCCCUGCUAUAAUAAUAAUAUAUCAUUCGAUUAAGUGUACUCUUCCAUACGCGGGCCCCAUCGAAGGAGCACGAUAAAACAAUCAAAUUCACAAUCCUUUCGAGAGUUAAUUGAUUAAAGACAUUCUCUAGUCUGGAACCUUACAAAAUUGUCUAAACUUCCAAGAAAAAUUGUCAAUCUUUGAACUUUAAUCAUUUUUCCCCCAAUUUGUCGUGCAACCAGUUUAAAGAGAAAAGUUUCGCCGUUGCAACGAGGCCCUCAAAGUUGCUGUACGAUUUUUUGUUGCCGAGUUAUGACGUUUUGAAUGAAAAGUGUACCGCCGAUAUUAUAC
Colletes gigas is the source of this 1170-nucleotide messenger RNA. RefSeq lists its product as uncharacterized. Bases 228 to 581 code for a protein of 117 amino acids. The record is from RefSeq and is a predicted model, not a curated record. The transcript is spliced from 3 exons. NCBI's taxonomy places the organism in Eukaryota, Metazoa, Arthropoda, Insecta, Hymenoptera, Colletidae.